AUUUCAUUUCCCUUCUGCAGUACCAUUUCUAUCAAUCUCAUUUUUCUUCUUCCUUAGGCCUAGCAUCGAAAAUCGUGGUUCCAAUUUGUCAACCACACUUUUGCUUCGCCUAACCCUUAUACACCCCAACCACGAUUUAAUCUUCUUCUUCUCCUCCAUCACCUUCAAAAUUUUCUAUCACACUCCAUCUCAGAAACACACGACGACUCACAAAUCUCAUGUGUCGCCUCCUUGCAGGUCGCUUGCAUUGCAUCUGGAAGUGCGCUAUUGGCGAGAGUCAAUUGACAAUCGAUCUCCUCCCUGAAGCUGCUUCCAGAGAUGCUAUCAAUAGAGCACAACCCUAACUCACUAGUCACCGCCUCGCUCUUCCUCUUCGCUGUCGUCCAUGUCGAUGGAGCUCUGAAUCUGAACCUCACCAGGCUAGCUAGAUUGCUUGCGAGGUUGGAGAAGCUUCGCAAGUAAUGUUGUGAAACGAGGAUAGGAUGCUCAAGUUCUUGGUGGAGCCUCUCUCAUAAGUUCAGACUUUUGCUUGCAAGUUGAAGAAUACAAGUACCCUUGUUCUCGUUUAAUUGAUCCAACAAAUUCAGGCUUUGCGAGUUGAAGCAACUAGAUUCUUGAAUUGUUGUGUCAAUGGUGGGGGGAUACGUGGCAUGAAAGACCUUACUACUUGGGAUUUAUGUAGGAAAUUACGUUAGAGUGGGACCAAGAUUUUCAAGGGUUGUUGUGGUCUUGGUUUCGUUGUGAUGCUUUACAUUUGAGGACAUUGCAGGCAAAUAUGUCUAAUACAACCACGGUUGUGGUCCUGGUGGUUUUACGAACAUGGUUUAUCCAGGUGCUGUGCAUUCCAGAUUUGAGCACUCUCUUGGCAUGUAUUGGCUAGCUGGUCAAUGUGUGGAAAAGCUUCAUACUUAUCAGGAUAUGAAGAACACCAAUAACAAUCGUGGCUUUGCUUUUAUUGACUAUUAUAAUAAUGCGUGUGCUGAGUAUUCUAAGCUAAAGAUGAUGAGCCCAACAUUUAAGCUAGGUGAGAAUGCUCCAACAGUGAGCUGGGCUGAUCCUAAAAAUGUUGAUUCCUCUGCUGCAUCUCAGGUUGUCUUCAAAGAAGACAUGCUUCGCAGGGACAUUGAGGAUCUUCAAAAACGUUAUCAGGCAAGUGAAAGACGGUGUGAGGAACUGAUUACGCAAGUUCCUGAAUCCACAAGGUCACUUUUAAGGCAAAUUGAAGCCAUGCAGGAAACAAAUGCCAAAAGAGCUGAAGCUUGGGCAGCUGUUGAAAGAACUCUCAAUUCUCGACUUCAGAUUUCCUGUUUAAGAGCAGAACAGACUCAAUUAAGUAGGACCCUUGAAAAAGAGAGACAAAGGGCAGCUGAAAGUAGGCAGGAAUAUCUUGCAGCAAAGGAGGAAGCUGACACUCAAGAAGGUCGUGUGAGACAGUUUGAGGAAGAUAUCAGAGACAUUAGACAGAAAUACAAGCUAGAGUUACAAGAGGCACUGAUACACAGGGAGCAUUUUCAGCAAGUAGAGCUUUUUGAUUAUGGAUUUCAAAUAUAGCACUGCAAACUUGUUAAUGAAGCUUCUGGUUUCACCUCCGAUUAAUUUUCUAUCAUUUCUCAUUUUGUGGGUAAUGGGAUUACCAGCCAAAGGAGAGAUUUGGUUUCAUGCUGCAUGAUCUUUUCUGUAAAAAAUUUACAAAAGAAAGUCAUCUAUAAAUAA
Vigna unguiculata (cowpea) is the source of this 1713-nucleotide messenger RNA. Its product is annotated as heterogeneous nuclear ribonucleoprotein Q-like. Gene Ontology annotation, molecular function: RNA binding. The record is from RefSeq and is a predicted model, not a curated record. NCBI's taxonomy places the organism in Eukaryota, Viridiplantae, Streptophyta, Magnoliopsida, Fabales, Fabaceae.